AAUAUAAUAUUUAGUCAAUAAACAAUUAAAUGCGGUUAUCCUCACAAAAGACCCUAAAUGUUUUUAAGGGUGAAAAUAAUACAUAAGUUAAUCUUGUGAUUAAUUUGAUCUUUAGAUUUGAUUUUAGACUUUAUUAUACUUUAUUUAAUUUCUCAAAGAACAUUUCAAAGUGAAAAUUUCAAAGUAAGUAUUUAUACUUGAUUUUUUUUAAAGUAGCAAAAGUUUAUAGUUUAAAAGUUUAUUAAAGAGUUUCUUGUGAUAAUAAAAUUCUACUAUUUCACUGUAUAAUAUAAUAAUAUUUAAUUUUGUGUUGUGGCUUAUACCAAUGCACAAUUUUUUACAACAGUCUAAACAAUAAAAUAGUGUUUAUAAUAGUAGUAACACAUAGUCCGUUUUGUAACUUGAAAUGUUCGCUAUGAUUAUCAGGUGACUGACUGGUAUAAAUAUUGUACUACUAAAUAAUAAGUCUAGUAACGACAUAUUCUAUAUAAUAAGUUAUAUUUUGAGUAUUUGUGAUGCUUUUUUAAUUUGUAACAAUUUAGUGGAAGCUAAUUUAGAAGUGAUGAUUUCCAAUCUAAAUAAGUGUUCUGAAGGUAUAAAAGCUAUCAUUGAAACAACCGAAAUAAUGGAAUCUGAGUUUUUAGUAUGUAAAUCUCCAUUGUUCAAGACAGAGGACAAUUUUCUAUCACUGACAUCUUCUGGUUCAAGUUCUAUUGUGUUUUAUUUUCUUUACCAUCUGCUGAAGGUGCCAUAUAUAUUGCCAGAUAUUUUGAGUUUGGUAGUUUAAGUGGAUGUUAUCAGAACCUCAUUCAUUCAAAAUUAAAAGAAAAAUUCGGAAUCAAUUCAGUUCUUCCCUAUCAAGUUUACACAAGUCAAGAUGUAGAAUCCCAUUCAAAAAGGCAAGAUAGCCUCUAUCAAAAGCAAAAACCACAUGGAAGAAAAACGCCAAUUUUUUCAAAAAAUAGGUUUUAUGAUAGACAAAUUUCAAAUAACAAAAGCAGUCUCCAAAAACUUUUCAAUCAAAUUAAGCCACAUAUUGAAUCAAAAAGCAGCAAAUGUUUAUUUAUAAUGUGUUAUUCAAUGUACAAAAUCCAGAAAUGGACUACAUCCAAUGAAUCAGAUAAUAAAAGAUUUUUACUUUGUACUGAUGGUGAAAAUGAAUGUUGGGAAAAGCUUUUGUUGGAUUAUCGUUGUGUCAGAGAUAACAAUGGUAAAGUAUUUUGCUAUAAAUUAUAACAAUCAAUCAAUUUGACUUUAGAAGAGCAAAUUUACAUUUUAACAUCUAUUCCAAAUGAUCAUUUCUGGAGUUGGCAAAAUCAGAUAUCCACUAAUGUAAAGUUUGAGCAAAGAUUACCAACUUGUGUUAGAUAUUUUCCUGCCUCCCCAAGAAAUAGAAUCAUGCAUGUUGUUAUCGUGAAGAUCCUAGCAAAAUAGUUUCAGCAGUGUUAGAGGUUCUCAUGGGUAAAAAUGAUAUAAUAAUCCCAUACGCUAAGGAAAAAAAGGAAUUGAUGGUUAAAAUUGAUGCUGUUGCAGCAUGUGAUAAGAAACAAAUGGAUUGAUGUAUUUGAUGAAGUUACUGGUCUUUGGAAAUUUGGGUUAAAUAAUCCCAGAAAACAAAAAGUUGAUCAAGACCCAUUUUCACCACAGUUAGUGGAACAAUUAAAUAUACGAAACAGAUGGAUACAUAAUCAAUCAGUUUAUCCUUUUUUAAAUGGCAUUUGUGAAUGUGGGGCUGGAUGGAAUAACAAUACUUACCCAGAAGGAAGAUUUUUUCCCAAUGGAACAUCCAGUUUAUAUACUGACAGAGGUUUUAUAUUGUUACAGGUUUUUCUUCUACGUUGUGUCAAUUUGUCAUGUGUUAGGUUUUGGGACGGUGCAGAACAUUGUGUAUAUCGAUUGUCUUCAUCUACAUGUGCUGGUUAUGACAUUGGUUGGGACUUUGUUGAUUCAGUUCAAACCAGUGGUCAAAGUGCCCUGUUCAUGGGCAUUGUUAUGGUUUUCAUGUAAUACCAGGUAGCAAAGGUCGAAAAGACCCUGCUGCAUCACUAUAUACCCAUUGUCCAGAAGCCCCAAAUGAUUUAUUUUAUGACUUUGCCUGCAAUUUGUCAGAAUAUUGCAAAAACAGAGAAUCACAGUACUUUGCAAAAACUCGUUUUUUCCAUGACAUUUUUCAUGGAUAUACGCAUAAAUGUUCAAAUGCCUUUAAAUAUAGUCGUUUGACCUCCUCAUCUCUGGUAAAUACAUCAAUAUGUGAACAAUUUAACAGCUACAUUCAAAAAAUCAAACGGUCUGCAAAGCUUAUGUCUCAAGCACAUUUUAUGUUUUAUUUGCAAUUUUUUGUGCAUCUUUGGAAUAAAUCUAAACGAAUUUCAUUUCAAAGAAAGCUAAAUAUUGCUCAUCAAGGAUGCAAAACAUAAGCAAUUAGUUAAUUUAAUACUAUUUAAAAUUAUUUUAUUCACACUCCUGUCUUAUAUGUUAUAGAUGUUGGAAAGUAUACUU
Molecule: messenger RNA, 2499 nt
Organism: Hydra vulgaris (swiftwater hydra)
Lineage: Eukaryota; Metazoa; Cnidaria; Hydrozoa; Anthoathecata; Hydridae
Source: RefSeq, a predicted model, not a curated record